Caenorhabditis remanei is the source of this 282-nucleotide messenger RNA. RefSeq lists its product as uncharacterized. The record is from RefSeq and is a predicted model, not a curated record. The transcript has a single exon. NCBI's taxonomy places the organism in Eukaryota, Metazoa, Nematoda, Chromadorea, Rhabditida, Rhabditidae. Bases 1 to 282 code for a protein of 93 amino acids.
AUGCACGACAUCCAGCAAACCCCUUUGCAGUAUCACAUUGGUUUAAAUAUGAUGCAAGGGAACUGGAUAUGGGAUCAACCAUAUGGGCUGCCACGAAAAAUUCUAAAUUGGGACGACUGGAUGCCUAAUUACCCGGUGGUUUCUUCUUCCAUGACUGCUGUCAUGAACGUGCAAAAUAGUACAGCAUCUGGAUGGCAGAACAUUGAUCCUAUAAAAGUUAGUGCGGGUUAUGUCUGUGAAGCUGUCGCAUGCAGUGUAAACAACUUCUGCGAUGCAAACUAG